Lymnaea stagnalis (great pond snail) is the source of this 3075-nucleotide messenger RNA. The record is from the annotation of a GenBank genome assembly. NCBI's taxonomy places the organism in Eukaryota, Metazoa, Mollusca, Gastropoda, Lymnaeidae.
ACCCAAGCAAACAAUUGCGUAGGUAUUGCACACAUUGCAUUUGUGUAUAUGAUUCCCAAGGGCGCAUAACCGCAAAUUGUUCAGAUUCAAAGCUCCUUCGGCGUAUUCCAAAAGGGCUUCCUCAAAAUAUUUCAAGAAUCAAAAUUUCCUUAUGGCAAAAUCUGACUCGAUUUGACGUUAACCAGGUCCUCAGUUACCGUUCCUUGGAGUACGUCAUGAUAUACAAAAAUAAAAACUUGAAUAAAGUGGGACAGUUUACAAAAGUUGAGCCUAUAAGCAUACCUUCAAAUAUCAAGCAUCUUUACUUGUCACACAACGCCAUUUCUGAAAUUUACAAGAACAGUUUUGAGCAUUUGACUAAACUAACACAUUUGGAACUCAAUUGCAAUCAACUGAAGCAUAUCAAGAAAAGGAUGUUCAUAGGACUGUCCUCACUCGAAAGUUUGAACCUGGCCUCAAAUAACAUCACAAGUAUCGAGCAUAACUCGUUCGAAGAUAUGAACAAUUUGUUGAUCCUCGACUUAAGUCUGAACAAGUACCUUGUAGGACCGAAUGGUAAACUUCCACUACACCUGUAUACAGGAAGUACAAACAGUCUACAUAUACUUCAUCUUCAAGGUAUGUUCUCAGAAAAAGUAACCAGUUACCCCAACGAUGAGUUGUACAUGAUGCGGAGUUUAAAACAUUUGAGAAUCGAUGGCGUAGAGAACGCCACACUAGGAUCUGAGUUGCAACCUUUGCCCCAUUUAACAAAGCUUUUCAUAGGCGGCACGGGAAGUUUUUGUAGCAUUAAAUUUAUACAUGAGACAUUCUUUAUAAACAUGCCAAAUAUAAAGACGUUUGUCAUCUCUAGAUGCCCGUUAGUCCACAUUAAUCCAAGCGCGUAUUUAAAUCUAAGGAAUUUGUCAAGUUUGUCAAUUUCCUACAUGAAAUAUGAUCUCGUGAUGGCAUUUAAAGAACUCGAAGGAUUACAAAAUUCUUCACUGAGACAUCUUCAACUGAUACAUCUCUAUGAUUCAAGGUACAUCUACCGUUGGCUGACUGACAUCCACGCGGGAUUUCUAAGAAACAUCCCUUUAAUAUCGUUGGAUCUGUCCGAAAACAACAUUGGCAUCCUCAGCCAGUGCUUUGCUGAUCUGUUACCCAAGACUUUGAGGCUGAUAAGACUGAGCCGAAACACUCUAACAAAAAUUACCCAUGUUCUCAAGUCACUGAGAUUUUUACCACAACUCUGUAACCUAGAUGUCAGUGAUCAGGAUGCGUCCAAUCUUUUUUUUAACGACACUGUUCUAUGCAAUUUUUCCAGCCACAAUGAAGACCAAGACACCUCGCCUUUUCUUCGUUCAGAUAUCCAUGUCGACUACCAUACUCUCAAAGACGGCGGGGAAGUAAUGAAAAAUGCUUUAACUAGUAAACACUGUGACAAUGGAGAAGACGAUUUGGAACAAGAAGAGUGCAGUGUAACAAUCAGAGAUUUUCCCCCGAACCUCAAAAUAUUAAAAGCGAGAUCUUUCUUAGAUUCGAGGAAUCAUAUUUUCAAAUACCAUUGGCCUAGCAAUAACUCUCUGGAGGUCAUUGAUCUAUCAGGUAGUUAUUUCACAAGAUGGGGAAACGGAUGCAUGCCAGAAAGCAUUAAACAUGCAGACCUUAGCAAUAACUAUUGCACCAAUAUCAAUAAACAUUUUUUCUCGAUCAAUAAUUCAAUAGAAUGUCUUAGACUUUCGAAUAAUUUACUCGGUCCCGUAUUUACUGACGAUAAAACGGGGGAAGUUUUUGCUAAUCUCAGGCACACAAAACUUCUUGAUGUGUCUAUGAACUCAGUUUACCAGCUUCCCGGUGACUUCUUCAAGGGGCUCCCCGAGCUUGAAACCUUAAUUGUGUCAAAUAAUAAAAUUCAAAUUUUAAACGUAAGUUUUUUGCAGAUGCCGAAGUUAAAGUUCAUUGACUUUAGCAAGAACUCGAUUAACUGGAUAACCAGGAAUUCACGUGCCGAACUUGACACCAUAGCCAUUGACCACCACGUCGCUUUAGACUUGACCUACAACCCUUUGCCUUGCUCGUGCGCCGGGCUAGAAAUUCUCAUUUGGUUGAACAACACCAAUGUUCAGUUGUGGGAUAAAGAAUUUCUGACAUGCAUUCAUGAGAGCGGUGAAACAGAGAGAAACAUAAUAAGCCUACAGAAAGAAUUGGAAACUCUGCAAAGACAAUGCACGUACCAAGCCUUGACACUUUUCAUGUGUGUCUCGGCCAUGCUCAUCAUAUGCACCCUACUGACAUCCUUGUUUAUGUAUCGAUACCGUUGGAAGCUGAGAUAUCUAUGGAGUAUCGCUUUGGUUAAACUGUUUGGCGCUGAACUGAAAACUGAAGAAAACGGGUAUCGAUUCGACGCGUACAUCCUUUACGCCGAGGAGACGCGGACCUUCGUCCUUCGAGACUGUGUCCGUGAGCUGGAGGAGAAGAGAGGUCACCGUCUUUGCAUUGAAGAGAGGGACUUCAUGCCCGGCACGUACAUCGUGUCCAACAUUGUAAGCGGCGUGCAGAACAGUUCCAAGACAGUUCCCAUAGUGACGCCAGGAUUUUACCAAGGGGAUUAUACCGAGUACGGCGUCAAGAUGGCGCUGAUGGAAGAGAUCUUCGCCAGACGCUCGGUGCUGUACCUGUGCCUCUACGAGCCAACGGACAACGAGGAUUUAUCGCACGACUUUCUCACUGUCAUGAAAAACAACAGGUACAUAGAAUUUCCUCCCCAGGACGAGGAGAGCGAUGAAAUCCAGCAAAUAUUUUGGAAUCGGAUGUCGUCUGUAAUUGGAAAAAGCGAAGAGAGUUUUUCACCUGAGCAGGAUACUUGUUCCAGCCCCCCAGAACUUUUGAGUGAUGUCAGUAGCCAAGAAAGCUAAGUCAAAGUACCGAUAGAGUGCCCAGUGCACUUUAAAAUGUUAUAAUUGCUUCUAGAGACAGGCCAAAGCGGGAUUGACAGUUUUAAAAGUCAUGCAUACAUUAUAAAUGAACAUCAUUUAGGCCAAGCACAUAACAAUGGGAAACAUCAAUAUGGAAAUACGAAAUUUCUAAAGGGAC